UAUCUAUCUAUCUAUCUAUCUAAUGAAGUGAUUAUGUUUUGCAAUCUUUUGUGAGCCACCAGGAGUUUAUUAACUGCAGCAGGAUCGAAAUGCGAUUAAUUAAUUGAUCCAGGGGUUGUUCACAAUGGAAUAUAAAUUGUGUCCAUAAAUUAAAAUAAAAUAAAAUAAAAUCGGUAGUUAUGUGAUCUGACCCGGUCAUGCUGUUGCUGGUUUAUCCGGCACACGGCCUGUUUUGUGAACACAGCUCUUGGAAUUCAGCAACCUGAGGUUAACAUCUAAGAGCACCUUCAAUGGACUCAAAACUCUUUAUGCUGAAUUUUGCAGCAGUAAAUUGGCGUUCCAGAAGACACACUUCCGUUCAGCAAGGUUUUUCACUGCCCGAGUCUGCUUUAUAGACUUUUGCCAGCUGAUAGUAUAUAACCCUGUUUAAAUCAGCCUCUUUUAUCUAUAGCUAUGUAGUGUCUGUCCCCCCCCCUGCCCCCCCAAACCAGGAGCAAAAGGUUCAACCAAGAAUCCUGCUUUUGUCCGGAGAAAAUAGGCAAGAUCCAAGUUUGCAGAGACAAUCGUUUGCAGCAACAGUGCACUUGGGUCUUUGCAAACUUGGUCAAGGGGAAAGGAUUUUAAAAUAGAUCGCAAGCGGUGCAGGGAGAGUGCGAGAAAACCCAACCCCAAACAACCCUAAACUCCUUGUCUUGGAUUGACAUCCGUUGGAGCAGAAGCCUCAGCCAUGUCUUUGAACGAGUGAUAAAAAAAAACCUCUAAGCUUUCUUUGCCACGGGGAAAUUUUUUUUUUCCUGAUGUUUGCCUAGUGCGAGCACGAGGCUGCUGGCCGAGCGCUAGGAAAGGGAUAAGCGUGCCAUAAGCGAUUUAAUAUCUUUAAAGGCUCGGGUGAUCCCAAAAUACUUGCACAUCAUCCACAUAAAGUUUGGCCAAAAUUUAGCUGCCCCUGGCUCUACUUAAAUCCCUCCUUGGGCCUGUCAGUCAGCAUCUGCUACAGGCAGAUAACUCUAUUGCCGCUUCGGCAUCAGAUACAGAUUUGGCGGGUAUGGGGGCCAGACGGUAAUCCUGAUUUGUAGGCAGCACAAAGGGUGUCUUUGAAACGGAAGGCAGGGUUCGCCUCCCCCUACACCUUGCCCUCCCCCUCCCAAUCGUGCAGAUUUAUUUGAGGGAGGGGUGCCGGAGGGGGCAUCCAAUUUUCACUGGCCAGGAAGGAGCUGUGGUUUUGGAUGGCCAAGGUAUCCUUUGUGAAAUCCUGUUCCAAAGCCAGGACUUGGUCAGGACUUCCCCCUUCCCCGCCUUGCCGUCCAGUGCCUUGCUCCAAAUCCUCCGUCCUGGGGCUUGCAAAAUAAUUGACAGCUCCAUAGCUGAUUAUGGAAUACGCUCCUUCCCUCCCUCCCCCCUCCUCCUCCUGCCCUUGUUGUGACUUUUCAACAGGUUUUGCUGGUGCAUAACUUAAAUAGCUGAACUGCUUUUAUCUUGGCCCACUGCCCCAAGGGGGAGGAUUAAGUCUCUUCCUGGGCCUUUGGUUCGCUGUUGCUCUUUCUUCCUUCCUUCCGCUACCUGGUGACACUCACACAGAGGCACCUGCCUUCCGGCAUCUCCGACAGAGGCCCUGCCUUUCCCUUGGCACUCGGGGUUGCCAGCCCUUCUUCGAUCUCCGUGCCCUUCUGUGCCUCGACCUCCUCCUCCCCACAACCCCUUCCGAGCCAAGCUGGCAUGGCUUGCUGGCAUCCGGGUGUCCGUUUUCCUUCCAGCCUGACCAUCUGUCUGCUUUCCCUGCUGGCCCCUUUAUUCCCCGUUCUAUCUUCAUUCCCUCGGCCUGUGCUUCUUGGGAAUUCUGUUUCUCUCCCCAUUCCAUUCCCUUUACCCUCUGCUCAGGGCGAAAUUAUUAUCAUCUGGAGAAGGAAUGCAACCGUCCUGGCAUCAGGAAACCUGCGUCCUAAUUUUACAGUGAAGGUAGAUGGCAGCUUCCAGUCUCGGUUCAGCGUGGACCCCGUGAAUGGCAACCUCAAUAUUUCUGACCUGAGGACCGUGGAUUCCGGCAUCUAUUCAGUGGAGAUCUUCCCCCUGGGGAGUGUUGCCCGCAAGGGAAACAUCACUAUUAGAGUUUACGAGAAGGUGGGCAACAUCCAUGUGGACCCGUCAUCUGUCAAAGUGACAGAAGGAAGCGGUACAGUGACUUUCAACUGCUCUCCCGUCCAUGGUUUUGUCUCCUGGACCAAGGAUGGUCACCGUCUGGAGGAUAAUCCCCGAUAUUUGCGUUCAUCUGGCUCCCUGGAAAUUAGAGACCCUCAGCGGACAGAUGCUGGUGUCUACACUUGUACCAUCUCCAACCCCUUUGGCAAUGCCACCAGUACUGCCAACCUUACUGUCUAUUAUGGUCCCGAGACCCCAACAAUUACCGUCUCGUCCUCUGAGCAAGAUUCAAGCACAGGGAGUUUUGUGCUGGUGAACAGCACUGUCAAUCUCACAUGUUUGGCACCUUCCAACCCGCCGGCAAAGAUCUACUGGAACGUGGCCGACAAUACGGACCUCGACGUCCCUUCCUCACCUGUUCUGCAGCUCCAGAGAGUGCAGCUGAAUCAGGGGGGCCUGUAUUCCUGCCUGGCGAUCAAUCAGGAGACGAAGCUACAAAUUCGUAACACCCGUCGUAUCAACGUUGUCCAAGCUCCUUGGGGAUCCCCUCUUUGUUCCAUGACAUCGGUGCAAAAUGAUUCCGCCUUACUUUUCACCUGCUCCUGGACCGGAGGGUCGCCUGCUCCUAAUCUCACUUUCCAGGGACUCCCUGUGAGCAAGACGGAAAUCGGUGCCUCUAAAUUGCAGAGCUUGCUGGUCCCCCCUUUCCCUGCUGGGAUCAGUGGCACCAAAGUUACUUGUUUGGGUCGCCAUAUAACUGGGCAAGCUAACUGCACCUUGCUUCCAGAAGCCCCCUCAGGGGUUACAUUGUCAUUCCAGGCAUCCAGUGACCCCAGAGGACUGGUGACUAUGCAGCUGCAUUGCCAAGGCACCUUCAAUCCUGUGGAAAUUGAAUGGUUUAAAGAUAAGCAGUCCCUGAUUCCUGCCGGAAGCCAUUACCAGCUCAGUCCUGAUAAAAUGCAUCUCACCAUCUGGAAUUUCACUGCUCCCCAGGAUCUGGGAGAUUACAGCACCAUCUGCUCCAAUCCACUGGGAUCACGGGGAUCUAACCUCACUAUUAUUGGCCCCUCGAUCUCUGACUGGACUUUGUCAAGUGGACCCCAUCCAGGCACUGCCACUCUGGCUUGGACGGUCCCGAAUGGAUCAGUGGUGACCAGUUUUGUGAUUCAGAUGCGAGGUCCGAAACAACACCGUUCUGCUGAGGAAUGGAGUACAGUGGAAGUAUUAGGAGCUGCCAACCGAUCCACAACUGUUGUAGGACUGCAGCCCCAAACAACUUAUGCUUUCCGGAUAGUGCCUCAUCUGGGAUCCCAAGCUGGGAACGCCACUCAGAUUCACACCCUCCACCCAGAUUCAUAUCUGAGUGGCGGGGCCAUUGCUGGGAUUGUGAUUGGCUGCAUUUUUGGGGUGCUCCUGAUCGUUGCGCUCCUCUUCUUGGUGAUCUGGCUGGUCUGCCUUCGGAGAGCAAAGAAGAAAGCUCCACCCACGCCACCAGAGAACCAGCACCACUAUCUGUCACGCCAGUUCCCAAAUGGGAGGAAAGUUGAGCCAAGAGACUCUUGGGAUAAUCCUCGAUGGUCAUCAGGAGAGUCAGACAUCUAUGCCAUCACCUAUGAGGAACAUCUACACAGAUAUCUCAGCACAACCAUCUUGCAGCCUAUCGGUAUCAGGGAAGGCACUUCCUCUACCCCAACUGGGCGACCUGGCGCCAGGACUGUGCGGAAUGCUACCCAAGUCUGAAAUGGUGAAGAACACACCUGUUCUGACCGAGGCUUCCCAAGAGCAUGAAGGAAACUCCUUGUCCCCACAAAA
Molecule: messenger RNA, 3948 nt
Organism: Thamnophis elegans (Western terrestrial garter snake)
Lineage: Eukaryota; Metazoa; Chordata; Lepidosauria; Squamata; Natricidae
Gene: VSIG10L
Product: V-set and immunoglobulin domain containing 10 like
Exons: 11
Coding region: 1717-3876 (719 amino acids)
Molecular function (GO): protein binding
Source: RefSeq, a predicted model, not a curated record